CUCCACUACACACAAACACACAAUGGCACCAGAAACGAUGCUCCUCGGCGUCUGUGCCGUGCUGAUGGUGGUCGGCGUCACGAACGCGGCGGAGGGCCAGGUGGCGUCGGUCGUCGUGGGCCUGGCGAGGUGCGCCGACAGCACGAGGAAGAACAUGAAGGCUGAGGCCGGUUUCAAGGGUCUUCAGGUGGCGAUCAAGUGCAAGAACAGCAACGGCGAGUACGAGACAAAGGCCGUGAGUGAGAUCCAAAGCUCCGGAGCCUUCAGCGUCCCACUCGCCGCCGACCUCCACGGCGCCGACUGCCACGCGCAGCUCCACAGCGCCGCCAAUAACGCGCCUUGCCCUGGGCAGGAGCCGUCCAGGAUCGCGCCCAUGUCAGGCGGCACCUUCGUCGCCGUGCCUGGCAAGAUGCACUACCCGUCCGCGGAGUGCGCGUCCGCGUUUCUCUGCUCCCCGAUCAAGAAGCACUUGUUAGAUCACUUCCACAAGGCACCCCUGCCGGUGCCGGAGUACCACCCGGUGCCUGACCACAGCAAGCCGCCGGUGCCGGAGUACCACCCGGUGCCUGAGCACAGCAAGCCGGCGCCGGAGUACCACCCUCCCACGCCGGAAUACCACCCUCCCACUCCAGUGUACGGGCAGCCAAAGCCAACUCCGAUCUACCAUCCUCCCGCUGAGCACUGAGUUCGAUCAACAACGAACGCCAGAGCUAGAAGAACGGCAGGCUUCUGUUAGUUAUUAAUUCAGUACUGCACGUGUUACUAGUGCGCCUCAUGCAUGGAGAAUAAAAUGGUGUGAAAUAUAGCUGGGAGCUUGUACUUUAUUAGUUAUCGAUUGUUGUUUAUCUUUAACUUGCUUACCGAAAUCGUGUUGUGCAUCUUGUCUUUUUGUCAAUGUAAGCAGAGCCUGUUCUCA
Molecule: messenger RNA, 916 nt
Organism: Zea mays
Lineage: Eukaryota; Viridiplantae; Streptophyta; Magnoliopsida; Poales; Poaceae
Source: RefSeq